Rotaria socialis is the source of this 1593-nucleotide messenger RNA. Lineage: Eukaryota; Metazoa; Rotifera; Eurotatoria; Philodinida; Philodinidae. The record is from the annotation of a GenBank genome assembly.
AUGGACACACCUGGAUAUAAUCAAUGUUUAUUUCUUGACAAUAGUAAUCAUUUUCUGAGUUUUCUCUUCUAUAUGGGCAUCUAUUAUAGUCUGAUAUCGGCUUUUUCAUCACCGGCAUCGACUAAUAAUCGAGAUGCCCAUUCAAUACUACGCUUAAAAUCAUUAAAAAAGCGGCGACGUCGUCAUAAGCGACAUCAUUUACUAAAUCAUUUUUUCUUGGGUGCCAGUCAGUUUUUUGCCAAUAGACAAACUCAUACAUGUCUUUUUCAUGAAUAUUAUACAUUAAAUUCAAGUUCUGAUACAUUAUCACCCGUCAAUUUACAUCUUUCAUUACCGGAAUCAACUCUUACAACAACAAUAAUACGUCCGAUCAAAUGUACAAUAGCAAUAAGAAGAGACUCGUUGAAAUUAAUUCAUUUUGAUGAUGAUUGGUAUACAAUUGAUUUUAUUUUUGAUGCUGAUCGACCCGUUGAAAUUUACAUCUAUUUUAUGGCACAUGAAAUUCAUGCACAUAAUAUUGGAUCUUUAUCAUAUAUGUGUUGUACGAAAACGAAGCAAUCAGUUACAUUUAAACAGUAUCAUGCGUUUACUCGCCCCGCUGGUCACGGACAAGUAUUUUCAUCGAUUAAGCAUGGCAUUCGAUUUCCAUUAUCAGUAGUCAAUGAAGAACAUUAUGAAUGUACAAUGGCAGAACGAUUGUAUCCUAUUGUUAUUGUUUGUAAAGCAAUCAAUGCCAAGUUAAUAAAAAAUCCAAAAACUAUAUGUGGAACAGUAGUGAAUCAUCAUGAAGAUGUUUCUACAACAGUCUUUCCAAAAUUUGACCAGUAUCAUAUCGUUUUAGCAACAGUAAGAUAUUUUCAAUUAAACAGUCGAACAACUACAACAACAGCAAUACCUUCUGAUCAUGCGUCAGUUAUUUUACUUAGUCAAAAACAUGUUUUUAAUGGAAUAAUUUUUAAAUUAUUUGAAAUUUACGGUACUGAAAAUCAUCAUUUUAAAUUUGCAACCAACAAUGUACAUGAUCGACGGAAAAGCACGACACGUAGAAAACUUCUAAUUAAAGCCGUUACAACAUCAAGCAUUGCCAAGAAUGAAUCCCUGUCAGUUACGAACCUACCAAAUCGUAUCAAUGAUACAUCAUUGUUUAAUCAAGCAAAUAAACAGACGCGUAAAACAAAAAAGUCUUUAUCGUGUUUGGAUUUAAUAAUGAAUAAUAGAAAUGAAAGUACAUGCGUUAUUUGUCUAACGGAUAUACGAAAUGUUUUACUUCUUCCAUGCCGACAUUUAUGUCUAUGUAGAUCUUGUGCUGAGAAUCUCAAGUUUCAAUCAGCAAAUUGUCCGAUAUGUCGUAUACCAUUUCGCGCUUUGCUCGAAAUUAAUGCCUUACGUCAUCGAGAAUUUCAUCAUUGUUAUAAUGAUGAAUAUGAUGAACAUUUAUAUGAAAAUAUAUCAAUUAUCGAUGCUUUAAAUUUAGCAACUACAAUUACAAAGAAAGAUUCCUUCAAACAAAUAACAACAGAUGAUUUUCGUAUUAAUCAUAAACCAAUAUCACCGAUUGAUUUCAAGUAUUUUUGCAGUGAACAUUUUGUAUAA